Messenger RNA from Dictyostelium purpureum, 435 nucleotides. RefSeq lists its product as uncharacterized. The record is from RefSeq and is a predicted model, not a curated record. Gene Ontology annotation, molecular function: NAD+ poly-ADP-ribosyltransferase activity. NCBI's taxonomy places the organism in Eukaryota, Evosea, Eumycetozoa, Dictyosteliales, Dictyosteliaceae. The coding region runs from base 1 to 435 and encodes 144 amino acids. The transcript has a single exon.
AUGACACCUGGUAAUGAAAAUAGGAGAUUUCAUGGGACUAAAAUCAACUGCUUUUUAGGAUUAGAUGGAAAUAUUACCACCUGUGACUCCACUUCAUGCUAUGUUUGCCGAAUUAUAAACGAAAGCUAUAGACUACCACCCCUUACAAACCGUACUUUCCAAAGAUUUGGUGCAGGUGUAUACUUAUCUGCUACUUCUUCCAAGAGCAAUGACUACUGUAAAUCAGUUAACAACAAUGAAUACAAAUACAUGUUCCUUAAUAAUGUUUUAAUUGGGAGGGGUAAAAAACUAAAAACCAAUAAUAAAAGCUUAACAAGCCCAUCACCUGGUUUCGACUCGGUACUUGGUGAAAAUGGAGAAGAUUUGAAUUAUGAUGAAGUAGUUGUUUAUUCAGUUGAUCAAGUCAUUCCAAAGUAUUUAAUAAUUUAUAAAUAA